Molecule: messenger RNA, 639 nt
Organism: Benincasa hispida (wax gourd)
Lineage: Eukaryota; Viridiplantae; Streptophyta; Magnoliopsida; Cucurbitales; Cucurbitaceae
Source: RefSeq, a predicted model, not a curated record
AUGGGAAAGCAGGAGGUGCCUCUGAACGCACCAUUCCACAGGCGUCUGAUGAAGAAGAAUGAUGAACAUCUGUUCAAGCGCUUUCUCGAGCUUCUAAAGCAGCUGCACAUCAACAUUCCGCUCAUAGAAGCUUUGGAGCAGAUGCCAGCAUACGUGACGUUUUUUAAGGACAUUUUGACGAAAAAAAGAAAAGUCAGUGAGAAAGAAGUAAUAGCACUAACGCAGGAAUGCAACGCGUUAGCACAACCUACUUCUGUCACCCUUCAACUCGCUGACAGGACAAUUAAGUACCUAGAAGGGAAGAUUGAAGAUGUUUUGGUGAAGAUUGACAAUCUCAUAUUCCCAGCAGACUUCAUUAUUCUGGAUUAUGAAGCAGAUAGGGAGGUUUCAAUCAUCCUUGGAUGCCCUUUCUUGGCUACUGGGAAAGUUCUGAUUGACGUGCAUAAAGGUGAGCUAACCAUGCACGUGGAUAAUGAAGAGGUGAAAUUUAAUGUGCUCAACGUAUUAAAAUUCCCAGACAGUGAUGAUUUUCAGCUAAACAAUAUUGAAUUGGCUGAAGAAGAGACUCGAGUAUAUGAAGUUCUCGCGUUGGAGGGAAGCCUGAAGGAAUCCGAGCCGCCAAGUCUGAGUGAGCAGUAG